This is a messenger RNA of Lineus longissimus, 1714 nucleotides long. RefSeq lists its product as uncharacterized. The transcript is spliced from 2 exons. The coding region runs from base 78 to 1121 and encodes 347 amino acids. NCBI's taxonomy places the organism in Eukaryota, Metazoa, Nemertea, Pilidiophora, Heteronemertea, Lineidae. The record is from RefSeq and is a predicted model, not a curated record.
GUUCAUUGACAUAUUGUUCCCAAAGACCAUCAUGUCUGUGUUCAGAUUUUUCCUCACUCCUUGCGAGGACCUCCAGGAUGGAGGGGUGCCAUAUCCUCGCUGACGGCCUGGCGUUGUUCCUGCUAACCAUGGCUCUACUAUUCCCAAAGGGGCACCCCGGCAAAGCAUUUUUGGAGAAUACCAAUAAAGAGUCGAAACCCACGGCAGCAGGCGACUCCGAGAACGUCUGGAGCCAUGUGGAGAUCGCCUUCGCUCUGAUUGGGGUUGGAACCAUCAUGUUGGUCGGGUUGCUCUGGUGUUUCUGCAACAGGUCAAGACGAUGCAACAGGAAUCGGAGAUCACGCAGCAGGGAGAGGUCGGUCUCAGUCAUUCACAUCACUAACAACACCACAAGUAACUGUGUCCUUUUGGAGCGGCCCCCGUCCUACUGUGACGCAAUGUCGACCCCUGAGUGUCCUCCCCCGCCGUAUCCGGGGUUCGGCUUGGAGAAUACUGAUAUUGGUCGCUACCACUGCCAGAGGACACCACCGCCGGCAUAUCAUAACAUGGCGUUUGAUUCUGGAAGUGCAGACGUCUUGUCCUCGUCCAUAUCGGCAGGGACAGGCAUGAGAAGAAGCGGUAGUUUUCGUUACAGAGACACUGCGUUCCAUGGGGACAGUGAGUUCCGAGUUGAAACUCUGAUUCGAACUGAUACGGGAAGUCAGGUCGAUCAACAAGAAGGGAGAGAAAACCAGGGAUUCUUAGACAGUGAUAACAAUAAUAAUAGACAGUCGGAGACAUCGACGAGAACAAUAACUGUAUCUAAUUCGUCCGACCAAUUGGUCGUUCCUCUCCAAGAGGCAUCAGACACUCGACAAGACUUGCGUGCAAUAACCCCUUUGGACCAGGACAGUGACACAUCCAUAGGAGAGAGACGGGAUGAAAAUAGCUCUGAAUGCAACUCCUUAGAGGAAGGGCAAGACAAAAAUGACUCGAACAGCAGCUCUUUCAGGGAGAGGCGAAAUGAAAAUGGCUCGGACGGCGAACACGAGCCGAUGGUGGCACUGCGGGAUAUUUCCCUUGAAGAUGACUCACAUAAUAGAGAAAGUGCUACCUCUGAAACUGGGUUGCUAAGAGAAUAAGUGCGCAUGCUAGCGUUAUCCUGGAUGAGGUCAGCUGCUUCAGGUACUUUGAAUAUUGAAUUAGUCUGAAACGCCUCGAACUUCAAACCAAAAGAUUUGUUUAAAACAUAAAGUUCUCUUUCACAGUACAUACGUGCAACCACAUUGCACAUACAUCGCUGAUCUUGUUUACGGACUAACAACACGUGCGUUUCUUACUUGAUGACGUCAGGCGAAGUUACUGAGCUCUGAUUUGCUGUCAAUGUACACAAUGGUACGAACCGACCUGUAAAAAAAACUCGCAUCCGGGACAGCGUCCUCCUUCUCCAUACAUGUUCCCUUCUGCUUACUCAGAGGCAAAGCCUUGAACGGUCCACAGAGCACGCACUUUGAUGCCAGUGUAUCGCCUUCUUGGUUCUUCCCGAUAUUCCAGUGUAACCAUACACAGCUUUGGAGAGCAUAAGACUUUAGGGGGUAGCAGAGAAAAACGUAUCAAUCUGUCUUUCAGCGUUCCCAAACAUUGACUUAUACAUACAUUGUACAUGCAUAGAAGUCUCCGUCCCAAACAAUCAUCAUCAAAAUAUUAAGGAAGUGAAGAAAUCAAAUCACUUAUA